AAAAGUUUUUAUUUAUACUUUUAGAUCAACGAAUUAACAAUAAAAAUAAAUGAUAUCAAGGGCAAGUUUGUUAAACCAUCAUUGAAAAAAGUAUCAAAAACUGAACAAAAGUAUGUGACGAAAAUUUUUAUAUAAAUAAUAUUAUCUGAAAGUUUUGAUAAACACAUUGUUUCGAUUGUAGAUUGAAUAAAAUUAAAAAACCAAAAGAAGAAGAACCGGAUUUUGUUUCAAUGGCUAAUUUGAAAAAGAGUGAGAAAAAUAAAUUUGCACUUAAAGAAGAAAAAGAAGAAGAUAAAGUUAAUUUUCGUGAUCAAGUGCAAUUAAAAUCAGCCAAAGAACAUAAAGAAGAAGAAGCUUAG
Molecule: messenger RNA, 359 nt
Organism: Didymodactylos carnosus
Lineage: Eukaryota; Metazoa; Rotifera; Eurotatoria; Philodinida; Philodinidae
Source: the annotation of a GenBank genome assembly